Hibiscus syriacus is the source of this 972-nucleotide messenger RNA. RefSeq names its product putative protein phosphatase 2C-like protein 44. The transcript has 5 exons. The coding region runs from base 52 to 891 and encodes 279 amino acids. NCBI's taxonomy places the organism in Eukaryota, Viridiplantae, Streptophyta, Magnoliopsida, Malvales, Malvaceae. The record is from RefSeq and is a predicted model, not a curated record. Gene Ontology annotation, cellular component: cytosol; nucleus. Gene Ontology annotation, molecular function: protein serine/threonine phosphatase activity. Gene Ontology annotation, biological process: protein dephosphorylation.
AAUCAUCUUCGAAGACACUCUUCCCAUCACAAAGUUGAAGAAUUUUGAAGUAUGGGACUAAAAGAUAUCCACUUUAAGCUCAAGGUGUUUAAGAUGAGACGAUUUCGUGGAAGCAAGAAGAGAGAGAACAGGGUUAAAAAGAAGCCUUCAUGGAUGAUUCCAGUCUCUCAUGGCUAUCAUGUUGUUGAAAAUAAAUCACUGAGAGGCAGCUCUGAUGAACGAGAACUUGAUUCAGUCGUGGUUCAGAGAGAGCAAAUCGAUGAGCUCGAGUUAUGGUUCUUCGGAGUUUUUGAUCCGAGGAUUGGCGAUGGAGUUACCAAGUUUAUUCAGUCUCAUUUCUUUGAUAAGAAGCCUAAACAGUCUCGAAUCAAUAGGAAGACGAAGGAGACGAUGAAAAAAGCAUAUCUCGGAGCAAGAGCAAAGGCGAUAGAGGCGCAGAAGGAAGAUGAGACGGUUCGAGCAGGGUCGGCGUCUGUGAUGGUUAUCAAUGGAGAAAAGCUUGUGAUGGCCAACCUGGGUGGCUAUAGAGCCGUUGUAUGUAGAGAUGGUGUGGCUCAUCAGCUGAGCAGCAAGCAUCAUGGUGGAGCCAGAAGACUUUGGACUCGUAGGCUGUUUCCAGUUCGUAUAUUAGUAUGCGAUUCGAGCGAUGCAGAAGCUAUAAGGCACCCCAAGCGCUCAGAACUUGCUGUUGGGGCCGAAAAGCUCGAUGCCGACACCGAGUUCAUCAUCAUAGCAAGCACCGGAAUCUGGGAGGUGAUGAAAAAUCAAGAAGCUGUGAAUCUCAUCAGGCAUUUGGAAGAUCCACAAGAAGCAGCUGAGUGCCUGACAAAGGAGGCUUUAACGAGGAUGAGCAAGAGCAACAUCUCAUGUGUCAUCAUUCGUUUUGAUUAGUAGUAUUGUGUUCUCAGAAUCCGUUUACAUGUAUCAGUGAAUCUGAAUUUGCAAAUGAAACCUUUUCUUCCCCUUUUUGUA